UUUCCGCUCCUCCUAAGGAUAAAUGACAGAAGAUGUUUGUGUUGGUGUGGCAGUGCUAAGACGUCUGUAAACAUGUCUCUGAAUGGAGGCGGCCACAGAGGAUUUUAUUUUAACACCGUGCUGUCUUUGGCUCGCUCGUUGGCGGCUCACCGGCACGCGCCGAUAGAAAAGGUCCAGAAACUACAAUGCAUGUGUCCCGUGGACUUCAGAGGCGUCUUCCAGCUGGACGAGAGGAGGAGAGAUGCUGUCAUCGCACUCGGCAUCUUCCUAGUAGAGUCAGAGCUGCAGCACAAAGAUGCAAUCGUCCCCUACCUUCUCGGGCUGCUCAAAGGGCUCCCUAAAGUUCAGUGGAUUGAAGAAAGCUCAGAACGUAAAGGAAGAGAGACUCUUCCUGUUGCAGAGAACUUCAGCUUUUCUCUUGUCACACUGCUGUCAGAUGUCGCCCAGCGUGAUGAAACCCUACGACAACAAAUUCUGGAGACGGUUAUGGACAUCAUGCAGAUCCUGCAGGAUAUCUGCAAGAACCCGGAGUCCCAUGAUAAAGAAUACCUGUGCAGGUACACUGUGCCCACCCUGCUCGGCGUUGCUCGAGCAUUUGGACGAUACAGCAACACAGAUGAGCCGCUACUGUCCAAGCUGUUCCCUCGACCGGUCGCUCCUGUGCUGCCCUCUUCUGAAGAAAGCGACGUCGUGCACCGGCGCUCCUUCAAUGACUUCCGCUCCAUCCUGCCGAGCUCGCUACUCACCGUGUGUCAGGGAGACACGCUGAGACGUAAAGGCUCCUCUCUGUCCAGUGUGUCACAGCAGGCCAGUCCAGAGAGAGCCUGCCUGACCCCCAUCUCUCCUGCUGACCCCUCUGCUCAGUAUUUUGAAGGUUCAUACCUCCCUGAUGGCAGUGCAGUGGACCCUGAUUAUUACUUCUCCACCAUCAGCUCCAGCUUCUCUGUCUCCCCUCUGUUCACUGGGAGCAGCUCUGGAGAGUUCCAGGUCCCUCUGGAUACGCUCAGACAGCUUUUGCACAUGGUUGAGCAGUUUGUCUCUGUGUCGUUUUUAAAAUCUCUGGAUGAUUCUUUGGCCGAACUUUUAGAAUCAAAUCCUGGUCUUCAUCUGUACUACAAAACCUUCAGUGAUCCUCUCUAUGUGGCCAUUUUCAAAAUGCUACGAGACACCCUGUACAAUCUAAAAGACCUUCAGACAGACUACGUGAAGGAGGUUCAUGACUUUGUGCUGGAGCAGUUCAGCAGCAGUCAGUCGGAGCUGCAGAGGAUCCUGCACGACGUCGAGUAUCUUCAGAGUGAACUGAGCCCGCUCAAACUGCGCUGUCAGGCCAGCGCUGCCUGUGUGGACCUCAUGGUGUGGGCGGUGACUGAAGAGCAGGGAGCUGAAAAUCUUUGCACCAAACUGUCUGAGAGGCUUCAAUCCAAGACAUCCAGUAAAGUAAUCAUCGCUCACAUGCCCCUCCUCAUCUGCUGUUUACAGGGUUUGGGUCGUCUGUGUGAGCGCUUCCCUGUGGUGGCUCACUCCGUCACCAUGUCGCUCAGAGACUUCUUAGUGGUUCCUUCUCCUGUUCUGGUGAAGCUGUACAAAUACCACAGCCAGUACACUCCAGGUGGAGGCGGUGGUGAGAUAAAGAUCCAUGUGACCAAUGAACAUUCCCAGUCGACUCUCAGCACCAAUGCAAGCAAGAAGAGCCAGCCAUCCAUGUACGAACAGCUGAGGGACAUCUCUAUAGACAACAUCUGCAGGUGUCUGAAAGCUGGACUGACCAUGGAUAACGUCAUCGUCGAAGCUUUUCUAGCCAGUUUGUCCAACCGUCUCUACAUCUAUCAGGAGAAUGACAAGGAUGCUCACUUGAUCCCUGACCACACCAUCAGAGCACUGGGUCACAUCGCUGUGGCUCUGCGGGACACCCCCAGAGUGAUGGAGCCCAUCCUCCAGAUCCUACAGCAGAAGUUCUGUCAGCCUCCAUCGCAGCUCGACGUGCUCAUCAUCGACCAGCUCGGCUGCAUGGUCAUCACAGGAAAUCAAUACAUCUACCAGGAGGUGUGGAAUUUGUUCCAGCAGAUCAGCGUCAAAGCCAGCUCCAUGGUCUACUCCACAAAGGACUACAAAGACCACGGAUACAGACACUGCUCCUUGGCUGUGAUAAACGCUCUGGGAAAUAUCGCUGCCAACCUCCAGGCUGAGCAGAUGGUAGACGAGCUUCUGGUUAACCUGCUAGAGCUUUUUGUUCAGCUCGGCUUGGAGGGGAAGAGAGCCAGCGAGAGAGCGUCAGACAAAGGCCCAGCUCUGAAGGCAUCCAGCAGUGCUGGAAACCUUGGUGUCCUUAUCCCUGUUAUUGCAGUAUUAACGAAAAGGUUGCCACCAAUUAAGGAAGCGAAGCCACGUCUGCAGAAGCUCUUCAGAGACUUUUGGCUCUACUCUGUUGUCAUGGGGUUUGCAGUGGAGGGCUCAGGUUUGUGGCCGGAGGAAUGGUACGAGGGAGUUUGUGAGAUUGCGACCAAAUCACCGCUGCUUACAUUCCCCAGUGGGGAACCUUUACGCUCAGAGCUGCAGUACAACUCCGCUCUGAAGAACGACACCGUCACCCCGGCGGAGCUGAAUGAUCUCCGCAGCACCAUCAUCAACCUGUUGGACCCUCCCCCUGAAGUCGCUGCUCUCAUCAACAAACUUGACUUUGCCAUGUCAACAUAUUUACUGUCUGUUUACAGACUGGAAUACAUGAGGAUGCUGCGUUCUCUGGACUCGGAUCGUUUCCAGGUCAUGUUUCGGUACUUUGAAGACAGAGCAAUUCAGAAGGACAAAUCUGGCAUGAUGCAGUGUGUGAUUGCUGUGAGCGACAAAGUUUUUGAGGUCUUCCUGCAAAUGAUGGCUGAAAAACCUAAAACCAAAGCCCACGAGGAGGAGCUGGAACGGCAUGCUCAGUUCCUCUUGGUCAACUUCAACCACAUCCACAAGAGGAUCCGCAGAGUGGCUGACAAAUAUCUGUCCGGCUUAGCUGAAACUUUCCCUCACUUACUGUGGAGCGGUCGAGUGCUGAAGACCAUGUUGGACAUCCUGCAGACGCUCUCCCUCUCCCUCAGUGCAGACAUUCACAAAGACCAGCCUUAUUACGACAUCCCAGACACGCCAUACAGAAUCACUGUCCCAGAUACAUAUGAAGCCAGAGAGAGCAUAGUGAAGGAUUUUGCAGCACGUUGUGGUGAGAUUCUUAAAGAGGCGAUGAAGUGGGCACCGUCCGUGACCAAAUCCCAUCUGCAGGAGUAUUUAAACAAACAUCAGAACUGGGUGUCAGGUCUCUCCCAGCACACGGGUCUGGCCAUGGCCACAGAGAGCAUCCUGCACUUCGCUGGCUAUAACAGACAGAGCACCACACUGGGGUCCACUCAGCUGACUGAGCGGCCGGCCUGUGUGAAGAAGGAUUACUCUAACUUCAUGGCCUCUCUCAACCUCAGGAACAGAUAUGCUGGAGAGGUGUCAGGAAUGAUCAACUUUGCCCAAGCAGUCAGAGGACAGUCUGAUCUUGGCCGUCUGAUGAUCAAACAGAUGGGAGAAGCUCUUGACUCUGCUCAGCCUGAAGCCUUCACUGAGGCCAUGUUCAAACUAGCCGCUCUGCUCAUCAGCACCAAAGACUGUGAUCCUCAGCUGCUGCACCACCUCUGCUGGUCUCCUCUGAAGAUGUUCACCGCUCACGGCAUGGAGACCGCCAUCGCCUGCUGGGAGUGGCUGCUGGCAGCCCGUGUUGGGAUUGAAGUACCGUUCAUGCGGGAGAUGGCGGGAGCAUGGCAGAUGACCGUGGAGCUGAAGAUGGGCUUGUUCUCAGACGCUCAGGUGGAGGCCGAUCCUCUGGCUGCAUCAGAGGAGAGUCAGCCUGUCCCCUGCCCUCCAGACGUUACCCCACACCAAAUAUGGAUCGAGUUCCUGGUCCAGAGGUUUGAGAUAGCCAAGUAUUCCAGUGCAGAUCAGGUGGAGAUCUUUGGCAGUUUGCUUCAACGCUCGCUCUCCCUGAACGUCGGUGGAGCUAAGAGUAGUCUCAACAGACAUGUGGCUGCAAUUGGACCUCGAUUCAGGCUGCUGACUCUGGGUCUGGCUCUGCUUCACUCAGACGUUCUCACCAAUGCAACUGUGAGAAAUGUGCUUCGAGAGAAGAUCUACUCUACAGCAUUUGAUUACUUCAGCGUGGCUCCAAAGUUUCCCACCCAGGGCGACAAGAAUCUCCGCGAAGACAUCUGCAUCAUGAUCCGCUUCUACGCCAGCAUCCUGUCCGACAAGAAGUACCUGGCAGCGUGCCACUUGGUCCCACCUGGUGAGCUUGGUACAACCCCAGCCCCGAGCACGCUCUCUGCCGGGAUAUUUGGAUCGCUUAUCGUGUCCAGCACUACUCCAAUAUCGAUAUUAAAUAAUCAGGACCCAUCCUUGAACAGUCUGUCAGUGAUGAACGCUGCGGACCUUAGGAGCAGCAUCGACUCCAGCUCUCGCUCUCAGCAGAGCGGUCAGGGAUGGAUCAACACUUACCCACUGUCCAGUGGCAUGUCCACGGCAUCUAAGAAAUCAGGACAAUCUAAGAAGAGUAAUAGAGGGACGCAGCUCCACAAAUAUUACAUGAAGCGAAGGACUCUGCUGCUAGCCUUACUGGCCAGUGAGAUUGAACGUUUGACAACGUGGUACAACCCGCUGUCCACUCAGGAGCUGGCUAUCUCCACCGAGCAGUCAGUGGAGACCAGCAUCGCCAACUGGAGGUCCAAAUACAUCAGCCUGACUGAGAAACAGUGGAAGGAUAACGUCAACCUUGCCUGGGGCAUCGCUCCCUACCUGGCUAUGCAGCUACCUACAAGGUUUAAAAACGAUGCCAUUGUGGCUGAAGUGACCCGACUAGUGAGAUUAGACCCCGGAGCUGUCAGUGACGUUCCUGAGGCCGUCAAGUUCCUGGUGACCUGGCACACAAUUGACGCCGACUCUCCUGAGCUGAGUCAUAUCCUGUGCUGGGCUCCAGCAGACCCACCCACCGGUCUGUCCUACUUCAGCAGCAUGUACCCACCUCAUCCUCUCACUGCUCAGUACGGGGUCAAAGUGCUGCGCUCCUUCCCUCCAGAUGCCAUCUUGUUCUACAUCCCUCAGAUCGUUCAGGCUCUCCGUUAUGAUAAGAUGGGUUAUGUGAGAGAGUACAUCCUGUGGGCGGCCCAGAAGUCUCAGCUUCUCGCUCACCAGUUCAUCUGGAACAUGAAGACCAACAUCUUCAUGGAUGAGGAGGGACACACCAAAGAUCCUGACAUUGGCGAGCUGCUGGAGCAGAUGGUCGAGGAGAUCACCGGCUCUCUGUCGGGUCCGGCCAAAGAUUUCUACCAGAGAGAGUUCGACUUCUUCAACAAGAUCACCAACGUGUCUGCCAUCAUCAAGCCGGUUCCAAAGGGAGAGGAGAGGAAACGGGCGUGUCUCAAAGCUCUGUCAGAUAUCAAAGUCCAGUCAGGCUGCUACCUACCGAGUAACCCUGAAGCCAUCGUGCUGGACAUUGACUAUAAGUCUGGAACGCCCAUGCAGAGCGCUGCUAAGGCGCCCUACCUCGCCAAGUUUAAAGUGAAGCGUUGCGGAGUGAGCGAGCUGGAGAGGGAGGGUCUCCGUGCCCCCUCAGACUCUCUGGAGGAUGGAGAGGAGAAUCCAGAUGGAUCACGCCGGGUCUGCUGGCAGGCGGCCAUCUUUAAAGUUGGAGACGACUGCAGACAGGAUAUGCUCGCUCUGCAGAUCAUCGGGCUCUUUAAGAACAUUUUCCAGCUGGUUGGCCUCGAUCUGUUCGUCUUCCCCUACAGAGUGGUAGCAACUGCACCGGGGUGUGGUGUGAUUGAGUGCAUCCCAGACUGUAAGUCUAGAGACCAGCUCGGCAGACAGACCGACUUCGGGAUGUACGAUUAUUUCCGUAAUCAGUACGGGGACGAAUCCACCCUCGCCUUCCAGAAGGCUCGGUAUAACUUCAUCCGCAGCAUGGCCGCCUACAGCCUCCUGCUCUUCCUGCUGCAAAUUAAAGAUAGACACAACGGAAACAUCAUGCUGGACAGCAAAGGACACCUCAUACACAUAGACUUUGGCUUCAUGUUCGAGAGCUCUCCUGGAGGAAACCUGGGCUGGGAGCCGGACAUCAAGCUGACGGAUGAGAUGGUGAUGAUCAUGGGAGGAAAGAUGGAGGCCACGCCGUUCAAGUGGUUCAUGGAGAUGUGUGUCAGAGGAUACCUGGCUGUGCGACCGUACAUGGAUGCGGUCGUUUCUCUGGUCACUCUCAUGCUGGAUACUGGACUGCCCUGCUUCAGAGGACAAACCAUCAAACUCCUUAAAGGACGGUUUAAUCCUCAAAUGAGCGAGAAGGAAGCCGCAGCAUUCAUUAUCAAAGUCAUCCAAAGCUGCUUCCUCAGUAGCAGGAGUAAAACGUACGACAUGCUACAGUAUUACCAGAACCAAAUCCCGUACUAGAAGUCGUCAGCUGGACCUCCACUGUACGCCGAACAUCAACAACUCUACACAAGCAAUGCAUCGCGCUACUUUGGCUGAUUUCAAUCAAGAGACUUCACUAAAAACAUCCUCAUGGCACUUUGGUCCUUUAGCUCUGAUCUCAUUCUGCUUUCUGUAAGUUGUGAUUUUAUACCGUACAGCUUCGUUAGUUUAACUUGAAGAUUAACUGAGAGGUAUUUCAAUCACCCUUUAAGUAUUUCCUUCAUGAUGCUGUCUAACCCCGAGCUGAAGACGGCCGUGAAGGGAGCCAUAAUUCCAGAGUUUGUCGAGCAGCUGUUUUCAUCAUUGUGUUACUAUGCUGUUAUCCACUUUAAUGCACUUUAUAGAUGAAAAGUAUUUCACUAUCUUCACCUGAAGAGCUUAUACAGAGAUUAUACGUGACAUUUAGAGAGAAAAAUAAUCUGUAGUUGAAUAAUUCAAUCAAUAAACUACCAGUAUUUUUGAUUUAGAUCAGAAAUCAAUGCAGGAAUCAAUCAUUGCUCUAACUGUAGUCUGUAGGAAUGUAAAGGUAUCAAACAUAGUCAUGCUGUAGUUUUUAUUGUACAAUAUUAACUGUAGACUCGCUCAGAUCACAGGAUGUUUCUGUGAUUCAUGUAGGAAUAAUAGGGUUAAAUGUGAAGAACAUAUUUAUCAGAAACUCCAAGCUUUGAAGCUUACAGUCAUUUCAUACCUCUUCAUGUCAACUUUAAAACGGAUUUUAGGGUAUUUUUCUCCGCUACAUGCAUUUAAAAACCUGGAUGUGAAAUCUGAAGACCUAAAGUGGUGUUAAGGUUCUGCUUUUAUUUCAGCUACUUUUUUUUAAACUAGAUUUUGUUGUGUGUGAGGUGUCGAGUAUGAGAUACUGGAUUACUGGUUUUAUUUUUUAUCGCUUCCUUUAAUGAUGUUUGCUGAAGGGUUUACAGAAGUUUUCAGAGUAAAGACGAACUAGAAACUUCUUCUCAUGUGGGUUCACAGGAAGCCAGAUUUGGAGAUCUUAGAUUGAUAUGGAAAUAUUUAACCUGGGGUUUAGGGCUGUCACAUACUAGAGUUGAAAAAGACCAUAGCAUUCUAGUGAAAAUCCAACAAUCAUGAUGCCUUUUUCAUCACUGCUGCAACAAAAAUCUAAGUCUUAGGCAAAAGAAAGUUAGCUAUUUUUGUUUUUAAUUUCCUAAAAUGUGUGGCCAAUCUCUUACACACUAUCUUAGCUGCAGAACAAUGUUGGUCAGCAUCGAAACAUUUCAAAACUACUCGUGCAAAUCAGUCAGCAGCUGGCUCAAAAUGACUGAAGAUAUGCAGGUUUUUUAGGUGUUUGUACUUUUCAAUACUAAUACAAUAAAAGAUCAUAAUAAAACAAUAAUUUAUCAUUUAAAAACAUGAAAUAUUGCAAAAUAACAAUUUUUACAAUGAGACUGAAGUUUUGAGGCUCCUUUAGAGCCUCAUUUUUCAGACACAUCUUCCUUUUUUAUUCUUAUACUUUACUCCUACCUCCCCGCCUCUCGCUCAGUGACAGCUUGGAUCGACUCCAGCCCCUCUGCGACCCCCAAUGGGAUAAGCAGUAUAGAAAAUGGAUGAAUGGAUGGACUUUACUCCUAUAGAAGUCUGUUUUUUAAGCCUAUUUGGUGAAUCACCCUGCAAACACCACGUCAAUUAACUAUAAGAAACACAAACGUCUAAUAUAGACUGGAUGUAAGCAUUGAAAUAAAAGUGGACAGUCUUUAAAGGUCACAUAUUAUACAAAAAUCACUUUAUCAGGCUUUGGUAACAAAAAUAUGUCCCAAUGUCCUGUCCACAAUCCCCCCAGGAAUCAGAAAAAUCCAUUCCCUCCCUCCCGCUCUUU
Messenger RNA from Cheilinus undulatus (humphead wrasse), 8314 nucleotides. It is a transcript of the gene pi4kaa, whose product is annotated as phosphatidylinositol 4-kinase, catalytic, alpha a. NCBI's taxonomy places the organism in Eukaryota, Metazoa, Chordata, Actinopteri, Labriformes, Labridae. The transcript is spliced from 54 exons. Gene Ontology annotation, cellular component: cytoplasm; plasma membrane. The record is from RefSeq and is a predicted model, not a curated record. The coding region runs from base 73 to 6459 and encodes 2128 amino acids. Gene Ontology annotation, molecular function: 1-phosphatidylinositol 4-kinase activity. Gene Ontology annotation, biological process: phosphatidylinositol-mediated signaling; phosphatidylinositol phosphate biosynthetic process.